Molecule: messenger RNA, 993 nt
Organism: Anopheles funestus (African malaria mosquito)
Lineage: Eukaryota; Metazoa; Arthropoda; Insecta; Diptera; Culicidae
Gene: Grx3
Product: glutaredoxin 3
Exons: 3
Coding region: 121-783 (220 amino acids)
Source: RefSeq, a predicted model, not a curated record
CGAUUAUCAAAACUCAACUGACAGAACGAAAACAGGUAUCGGGCAGAGAAGGACUACAUUCAACAUUGCGGUCGGCUGGAAGGUUAUCGCCGAAAUAAAGAGUGCUCUUUGUCGUGAAAGAUGGCCAUCACAAAAAUUACUUCCGAAGACCAGUACAAGCAGCUGAUCGGUGCCUCAACGGUGUCGGUGGUGCUAUUUUCAGCCGAAUGGGCUGAACAGUGUAAACAAAUCAGCGAUGUUAUGAACGAGCUAGCCAAACAGACGGAAUUUAAAGCGCUACAGUUUCUAGAUGUACCGGCGGAAGAUCUCUCGGAGCUGUCCAUGCGGCACCAGAUCGAUUCAGUACCGACGGUUCUGUUUUUGCGCGACGGAAAAGCUGUCGAUCGUAUCGACGGCGUAGAUGUGGGGACCCUAACGCAGAAGGCAAAAAAAUAUGCCGGCACAUCGCUAACAACAAGCACAGCGGGCGACGGAGCAGACAAUUUGGAGGAGCGUCUGAAAGCGCUCAUAAAUCGUUCCAAGGUGAUGAUCUUUAUGAAGGGCGAUCGCAAUACCCCACGCUGUGGUUUCUCCAAGCAGCUGAUAGCGAUCGUUAACGAUACCGGCGUUGAGUACGACACGUUUGAUAUACUGACUGAUGAAGCUGUACGACAAGGACUGAAAACGUUUUCGAACUGGCCUACCUAUCCGCAAGUUUAUGUAAAUGGUGAGCUUAUCGGGGGACUGGAUAUCAUCAAGGAAUUAUUGGAGGGAGGAGAGCUAAAGGAAACGUUAAGCCCUUAAAAAGGCGACUGUGCAUGUAAAGCAGGACGCGUUUUACGUACGGUUUUCGUUUCGUUUCGUUUGGUUAAUUUAUUAUUGCGUAAAUGCAGCGUCGGGUUCCAACGCUUAACUAAGGCGCGGUGUAAAGUUUACAGAAUGAAAAUACCCGACGAAAGAAUAUGAACCAGAAAAUACCAAGAAAAAAUAAACCAUCGGGCUUUGGUUUGCUUA